AAAGCGUAAGACACCGGUAUGGAUCACUUCAAAUGUAUUUUUCAGAAGACAGAAGUCGUUCAGAGGUGAAUGCGGUACCACGGGAUAAAAACAAUUCAUCGUUUGCCAAGGGCAAAAUUAUUUGAGGUCAUGUCGGUAAUGAAGAGUUCACGGUGGCAGCAUCAGAAGAGGACCAGGAGUAAAUCCUCCGCAGCAAUGUCUGUUGAGGUGUCUCCAGACUCUAAAUGUCCCAUCUGUUUGGACACAUUCAACAACAUGUCUUACCUGAACCUGUGCCUGCACAAAUUCUGCUUCUGUUGCAUCCACGAGUGGUCCAAAAACAAAGCAGAGUGUCCUCUGUGCAAACAGCCAUUCAACUCCAUCUAUCACAGUAUAAAGUCAGAGCAAGACUUCAAAACAUAUGAGCUGCGGCCAACAGAUAACGGCUCUUUUGGAAGUGUUGGGGGCGCACGUUUUCGGUACCGCACCACAAUGACAGGGGUGCAGAGACAGGUGCAGAGGAGAACAUCCCCACCCCCAGACCAUGGAGUAAUGUUUGAGGGUUUGUCAAACCCUUCUCAAGAGAGGCAGAACCGUGGCCUAAGACGUAUGAUGAUGAGGUUGGCAGCCAGGAGAAGAGCUGCUAGUGAAGGGAGGAUGGUGCGCAGUGUCGGUGAGCAAGAAAUUGUGAACUUCAGGAGGGAAUUAUACCGACGAGGGGUGAGGGUUGGGGGUGUGCGGGAUGGUGGUCGCUCCAGAGACACCACAGCUGAAUUCUACCAAAGGAACCCAGCCUGUCUGCAUAGACUGGUGCCCUGGUUAAAAAGAGAGCUAGUGGUGUUGUACGGGGCCCAUGGCUCCCUGGUCAAUAUCGUACAACACAUCAUUAUGUCACGUAUAACCCGCUACGACAUGGAGGACCGAGCCAUUGAGGGAGAACUCUGGCCUUUUCUUCAGGGGCGGACAGAACACUUUCUUCAUGAGUUCAUCAGCUUUGCAAAGUCUCCCUUUAAUAUGGAAGCCUACGAUCAACAUGCUGUCUAUGACUGCCCUGCACCUUCCUCAAAUGAAGACAGCAGCUCCAACUCAUCAGUGAUUACUAUCUCGGAGGAUGAGCAGAUGUCUGUGGAGUUGGACAUUCUAGGAGACAGCGUGUCCAGUAGUUCUCUGAGCCAGUCUGUGUGGGAUGAUGAGACACCUGGGCCAUCGUAUUCCACAUCACUGGAACGUAAUGAGGCUCUGCAGCAGCUGGUCCCUCACGCAGACACAGAUAGUAGCAUGGGGGAGGAACCUCAAGAGUACAGGGCCUCUGCCCAGCAUCAAAGCCCUCGCAACCAAAUGGACCCAGCCAAGUGCAACGCUAAAAACAAUGAAUGUUUGUCAUCUGAUGAGAAUGACUGUGUUAUUGUGGGGUUUGUCAAGCCAGUGGCAGAAAGGACUCCAGAAUUGGUGCAGCUCUCCUCAGAUUCCGAGGAGUCCUCCCCAGGGGAGACCAAAGACGUUCCUCGAUUGCCUCAACACAUCCGCUUCCCCAGUCUCAGUCCUCCAGCUUCACCAAAUAGGGAUCAGGGCAGCUCUGAACAGUCAGAGAGCGUGGACGAGGAGCAUAAUCGAUCUGAUUCAAAAGAAAGGCGCAGUACCUCAGUCUCAAGCAGACAGAAGUCAUCCAGUUAUUCAGAGAGAAGAAACAGAAACCACUACAGCAAAGACAGAGAUAGAAGACAACAUCAUGAUGUUCAAUCCAGGGAAAGGGAGAGGUUGAGGAGCAGAAACAGAAGGAUGUUAAGAAGUGAGGACCAAAAGCAUUUAACUAACAGCCCUGACAAGGUUGGCGCUCUCUCCAAAAGUAGGUACCAUUCUCACUAUGGUAGUAGAGACUCUUUCCACUCGAAAUGGGACGGUACUGACAGAAUGAGGACCUGUGACUCCCGCCAUUCCAGAUACCUCCGAGACGCACCAUAUUACAAUUAUCCUUCACAAUCACAUAGUCACUACAGCAAUGACAGAGAUGACGGUGGGAUGCGUUGCACAGAGAAACAGUCCUACUAUUCCAGCUGUCGUAGAAACUCUGAUCAACAGUCUUAUUCUCGAUCUCGUUCCCAUAGUGAAGACUCCCAUCGUCGGGACAGGAGGCGUUCCCGAUCAAGGACAUACUCCAGCAGUUACUCACCAUCUAGUCAAAGGAAGUCACACCACGAAAAGCCUGGUGGUAAGAGGAAGUACAAGUCAAGACACCUGGAUGAAGCCACCAAAAGAGCAUUCUCAAAAUCUUACCCUGAGCCAGAUUCUUCCACCUUACCGCCAACAGAAAAGAAGAGCAAAGAGAAACACCAUAAAAAGUCCAAGAACAAGUCGAGGAGAAGGCGAAGCAAAAGCCUCCGUGUAGAAAUUGUCAAUGAAGAUGGUAGCUCAUCUGAGAGGAACAGAAAGCACCACAAGAAAAAGAAGAAACAUAAGAAGAAAAGCAAAAGACAAAAGAGUAAGGACCCCACUGGGCGAUGCUCACCUGCUGUCAUUACCAUUGAUAGUGACAGUGAUCACUCCCCUGUCAACAGUGUCAUUGAGGCCUGUACCAUUGACAAGAGCAAUCCUAUCAAUAGUGCAUCAGAUAGCCCUCCAGACUCAACACAUCUGGAUACUAUGCCACAACUAGAAAAUCAGGUUCCUACUGUGGGCUCUGACAGAUGUCUCUAAGACAGGCUCACGUCCUGGUUGCUGAUGCCUUAGGUAGUAUUAGAGAACAAAAUGAUGUUGCACAUGUUGCAGGUGAAUGCUCCUUGAAUGUUUUGGGGGCUGUGGGGUGGGGUCUUUUAUCACUUUCUGAAUGCCAACUCAAGUACUUAGUAUUUACCACAGCUAAUAUAGCAUUAGCCCAUUUAUUACAGUAACCAGUUGUAUUUAAGAUGAUUAUUGGAUCAUUGUCCCUUUUUACAUUGUCAUGGCCUCGUUGCUUGACCAUGAUAAAACCAUGAUGAGACUCUUACUCCUUGGGUAAAAUGGUGCUAUUUUAAGUGCCAUCCUGCUGGGUGAAGCAUAUUAUAAUGUUGGGAGUCUCCUUUUAGGGGUUAAGAAUAACUGGACACAUUCUCAUCUCAUCAUCAGCCGCUUCUUCGGGGUCGGGUCGCGGUGGCAGCAAGCCAAGUAGGGCACUCCAGACGUCCCUCUCCCCAGUAACGCCCUCCAGCUCCUCAUGGGGGGUCCCAAGGUGUUCCCAGGCCAGAUUGGACAUGGAGUCCCUCCAGCGAGUUCUGGGUCUACCCUGGAGUCUCCUCCCAGUUGGAUGUGCCCGGAAAACCUCCAAAUUAAGGCACCCAGGUGGCAUACUAAUCAGAUGCCCGAACCAGCUCAACUGGCUCCUUUCGACGUAAAGGAGCUGCGGCUCCGCUCUGAGCUCCCUCCGGAUGUCCGAGCUAGGGAUGGCACGAUACCACUUUUUCAUGUCCGAUACUGAUACCAAUAUCACAGCCUUGAGUAACUGCCGAUACCUAUCCGAUACUGCCCCCCCCCCCGCUCUUAAACAACAACCUUUGUUUAACCUGGCCAUCUAUAAAACAUCAUGCUAAAACUCUGAAAACAAAUAUCCUACUCCCCUAAAGGAAGAAAUACAUAGCACACAUGACUCAGUUAUGCAAAUAGUGCUGCUGCUUUUUAUUUUGUUCAUAUCUUUUAACACAGAGCUUAUCAGCAUUUUGAUUGUCAGCAGUGCCCAACAUUCAAAAUGAAAUGUAAAGUGCAACUUUGUGCAAAAGUUUAAACUUGAGUAUUUAGUAACAAAGGAAUUACUACAAUGCCAAUGUCAAAUAAAAUAGUGGCUAUAACUCAACACUCAAUGAAUGUAGCCUAUAACUCAAUAGCAUAGCAAAAAAUAAGUUGCAUGUAGACCAUAACUUAAAUAACUAUAACUUGACAUAGAAAAUAGCAUCCAAUAUGAAAUGUACAGUGGAACAGUAUGAUAAACAUUGCAUCUUAAGGCACUCAGAACUCUAGGCUUUUCCAUCUGAUAUCAUGCUAGCUGCAUUGAAAAAAAAAUCUAAGGUAAAAAAAAACUGCAAGUUCUAAAGUUUCUUUCACAUGUAACCUCUAGGCUUGAACUGUAUGUAAAACACCUGAAUAAAAGCAACUAAACAGAGUACAAUUCCAGUAUGAAAAUAAGGACAGCGGGCACACGUCUGAGCUCCAGAUGUCAGUCGUGAAACUCAAGCUGGCAACGUUUCCCCAAGCGUUUAGAAAUAAACUCGCACACAUGUACUUGUUUGGGAUAGCCGUGUCGGAGAUAAAAAUGCCGGUUUGGCGAGAUGUAGCGAGGCUCCAAAUGUUCAACUAAGCGUUGGAAACCAACAUUUUCCACAACAGAAACGGGCUGGUCAUCCAGCACACAUUCGAUUAUUUUCUCCGCUAUCAGCUUUUCUUUGUUACCGUUUGCAGGGAGUUUCUCGCGCUUCUGAAUGGUUUCCAGCAAUGUUUGCAAACGUUUCCUCUUGGCAUUCGUUGCACGUAUGAACUCGGCAUACUCCUUUCCAUGAUGAAUCUGCAAGUGUUUAAUUAAGUUCGUGGUGUUGAAGUUUCCCGUGUUGCUGCAACCCCUAGAAAUACUUGCGUUGCAGAUAUUACUCUUGGCUGUUUUGCUUUUUUCUUUCUUGAGCUUAAAAUAAUUCAAUACAGCUGACAUGACCGCGGCGCGCUACUAACACGCUCACUCGAGUUCAGCUGACGUCGUCCCUGCUACUGCUCACGUGACACCGCUCGCUUUACGGCAUGUAGCAUCGGAUCGGAACAUACUUCCUUGUUUUUCCGAUACCCGAUCCUGUGAAUUUGGCCAGUAUCUGACCGAUAACGAUACUGAAUAUCGGCUCGGCGCCAUCCCUAGUCCGAGCUCCUCACAUUAUCUCUAAGGCUGAGCCGAGACACUCUACGUAUGUAGAUGGUAGUAACUGGACAAGUUACUACCGUCAAACAACUAUCAAAUCCUGUACCUUUCUUAGCCCGAUUGUGUUUUUUCCAGUUUUAGAAAGAAAACUAUGUAUGCAUAUAUCGGCCCUGUGAUGGCCUGGGAGCCUGUCCAGGAUGUCUCCCCGCCUGCCGCCCAGUGACUACUGGAAUAGGCUCCAGCGUCCCCGCGACCCUGAGAGCAGGAUAAGCGGUUUGGAUAAUGGAUGAAUGGAUGGUUACUACUAUGAAAAGAUUUUCAUCUCCCAAGAUUGCACUCAGGGAUAAUCUUGAAUACAGUUUUACUAAAUUUUAUUUUAUUUUACUACCAAAUGUGUUGUUGAGACUUAACAUGUCCCAUUUGCUGCUAAUGGAAUCUUCUGAUUGAAAUUUUUUCUAUUACCAGCUGAAUGGUUACUUUUGUACAAGUUGUGUUUAAAGAAUAAAUUGGUAGUAGUUUCAC
Lampris incognitus (smalleye Pacific opah) is the source of this 5368-nucleotide messenger RNA. It is a transcript of the gene toporsa, whose product is annotated as topoisomerase I binding, arginine/serine-rich a. Gene Ontology annotation, molecular function: ubiquitin protein ligase activity. The record is from RefSeq and is a predicted model, not a curated record. The coding region runs from base 70 to 2673 and encodes 867 amino acids. Lineage: Eukaryota; Metazoa; Chordata; Actinopteri; Lampriformes; Lampridae. Gene Ontology annotation, biological process: protein polyubiquitination; protein monoubiquitination. The transcript has 2 exons.